GGACUAUGCCGCCAACUAUGAUGGCGACUACGAAGACAAAUGCCGCCACUACUUCGCAUACCAAUUUCGAAAACGAUGUGUUGCACGCUGCCGACAGCUACGUUGACAGCGGCCAACUGGCAUUUGGCAGCGUCGACGCUUUGUCCUCGCGAUUUUGAGUAUUUGUGAAGGCGACGUCGGAGCUUCGCAUUCAGUUUGAAUUGUGUCCUCGUAAAGAAAGGAUAUUCGUUACAUUGUCGUUAAGUUGUUAUUAUAAUUUUGAGAAGAAGCAGAAUUUGAAUAAAAGUCUCACUUACCACAAAUAUAUAAAGAAAGACAGCAAGCAUAAAUAGCCAAAGCGCACCUAAAGCCAAAAAAAAAAAUAUAUACAAAUGAAAUAAACGAAAGAAAAGAAGCGGAGAAGAAAAAUCAAACGACGAAUCAAAUGUCCCCCCCUUUUUUGAGAAAAAUAUUAAAUUUAAUUGCAUUAAAUAAAUAAAAUAAAUAGCGCAAGCGAUAUUUAACACUACCAACGUGCAUAUAAAGUGAGUUUUGCUGGAACGCGAAAAGUAUCAAAAAAUCAAAAAUUUCCAGGAAGUAAAUAAACAAAAAAAGAAAAUUACAAAAACAAAAAAUUCAGUACAAUUAUUUGAAAAACUAUCUCAAAAAUAAGUGCAAGUUCGCGUAAAUGAAAGUGUUAAAAAGUUUAAAUUAAAUUGUUAGUGGCUACACAAAACAAAAAAAAAAAAAAAAAAAAAAAAAACGAAACAACAACAACAGAAAGGAAAAUUGAAUGGGAACUAUUAUUAUUGGUCUGUGAUAAGUAAAAGUCGAGUAAGAUUUUUAUAGCGAAAACAAAAACUUUAUUAAAACAGAAUAAUAAACUUCAAACUUUUAAACGAAAUCAACAUUUGAAGCGUGCGAAAUUUGCAUCGGUCCUAAAAACAUAGAACUCAUCCAUUUAGUUCGGUUUCAUACAAACAACAAACAUUCAAAAACUUAGCGAAAUAAUAGCCAAGUGUAAAUAGAGUCCAUUAUAACCAAAAAAUAUAAAUAAAAAAGGUCAGCAAAAUCAAGACUUUGCUAAACACCCGAGACACGCAAAAGCAAACAAAAAAAACAAACCAUAACUAACUGCCCAGAAUUGGCGUUCAGCGAAUUGUUAACAGCACCAGAUUACCUGCUGCGCUGCGAUAAUUGCGUGCAGCUGUGGUAAACAAGCGUUUCGUGUGUGACCAGUAAACUAAAACUUAACUACCGUUUAAUAAGCAAAUAAUUAACUAAUCGUUGAGUAAAAACGUUUGCUCAUCCACACAAUCACAACAAAGCGUUACAACCCCAAUAGCAACAGUAGCCACUGUCGCGCCAGUAAAAAUGUUGGCGAUGCCGACUCUCAUGAUGCCAGCCACUGCACAAAUGACGAUUAGUAGCCAACCGUUGUCGGUGGGUGCGCCGCAUGCCAAGCCCUAUGAAACCAAACUAUUGACAAUCCAUCAAUCGCAUAUGCAGCAGACGCAUCAUCAGAAUAAUGCUGUUGUCGCUGUCAGCAAGCAACAGCAGCAGCAGGCACAACAACAAGCUGCUGCCGCUCAGCAAAUGUCAGCCAAUCAACAGGCCGUUGUACAGCAGCAACAACAACAGCAACAGCAGCAGGCCGCACAAGUGGCACAUCAGCAACAACAAGCAGCUGUUGUGGCACAACAACAGCAACAACAAGCUGCUGCUGCUGCAGUAGCCCAACAUCAUCAGCAACAAGCCGCAGCCGCUGCUGCAGCAGCUGCUUGUGUUGCACAGCAACAGGCAUGUGUAGCAGUGCAACAACAACAACAGCAACAGCAAUAUCAGAUACAUUCGCAACAACAAUCGCCGCAGCAGGUGAUGAGUAGCAGCUCGCCAAAGCAAGGUAAGAGUAAGUCAAGAAGUGGGGUGAGUGUAGAAGGGGGUGAAAAUUUUACAAAAUUUACGCAAGGCAAUGCGAAAGGGUUGUACUAAUUCAGUGAGGUAUGGAAAAAAGUCAUAUAUAUAUCAUAUAUACAUACGUACAACUGUACAAUAUUUUUGAAAAAUAGUAAAUCAUAUGCAGUGGCCCCUCACUUCUUCCACUUGUAAAAGAAAGCAAUAUUAUUUAACAAAAUCUCAUUUGAAAUAAAUGUUCAUUCUAAUUGAAAGCGCGUAAAUAUUUGGAUUUUUGACAAAGAAACUUAUCUGUCUUUAGCAAGUCUCGCUUAUCGAUUGGUAAAUCGUGAAUUUUUGUAAAAAAAAUUAUUCCUUUUUCAUUUUUAUUAAAAAUAAAUUCUUACACUGCAGCUGCGAAUUGCUCAGAGUUCUAAGAUUGCACUGGAACUCUGCUCAUCGGAGUUGGCAGAUAGGAAAUAUUCACUCGACUUAAGUAGUUUUAUUAAAAAUUCAUAUACUACUGUGGGCAAAAAGUAAGGUGAAUUUAGUUGUAAAAUGAAAAAUCUUUAUUUAUUCUUGUAAAUCAAUUUCAUCCCCUUCAAAAUAAUCCCCACUUAUGCCAAAGAUUUUUCCAAUCCCCGAAACAUGCCAAAUAGUCCAUUUCCGGUAUAGCCAUCAGCACCUUCUUCGAUUCAGCUUUCAUCUCCUCAGUCGACUCGAAACGCGUUCCCCGGAGUGGUUUCUUGAGUUUUGGGAAUAGCCAGGAGUCACACGCGCCACAUCAGGAGAAUCAUUUUUGGCGAAAAGGUCACGAAGAACGAGUGCAGUGUGAGACGGUGCAUUAUCGUGGUGCAAAAACCAAGAGUUGUUGGCCCAUAAUUCUGGUCUUUUUAGAUGAAUUGCUUCACGUAAACGAAGCAUAACGCUCAAAUAAUAAUCCUUAUUAACAGUUUGGCCAGGUGGAAGGAAUUUAUAGUGCACCACACCACGAAAAUCGAAAAAACUGUCAUCAUGACCUUUAUUUUUGAACGACUUUGACGUGCUCUUUUCGGUCUGGCCUCGCCUUAAGCACUAUAUUCGCUUGAUUGGUCGGUUGUUUCAGGGUCGUAAGCAUAAAUCCAAGUCUCAUCUCCCGUAAUGAUGCAUUUGAGCUUGUCCUGAUAGUCUGAAAGCAUUGUUUCACACACAUCAACGCGACGACUUUUUUCCAAGAAAUUGAGAGUUUUCGGUACCAAACGAGAUUUGACUUUUCGUAGGCCCAAAUGGUCUUUCAAAAUGGUUUUCACAGAUCGUUCUGACAUUGCGAUCAUCUCAGUAAGGUAUUUAACAGUCAACCGAUGAUUUUUGAGCACUAACUCCUUCACUUUAUUGACGUGUUGGUCAUCUGUUGACGUCGAUGGUCGUCCGGAGCGCUCCAAGUCAUCAACACGUUCUCGACCCUCUUUCAAGUCUUUGUACCACUUAUAAACAUUUUUCUGCGACAUGGUCGAAUCACCAAAUGCCUUCUGCAACAUGCUAAACCAUCCGCAGCCGAAAUUUCAUUCCGCAAACAAAAUGUGAUGUCACUUCUCUGCUCAAUCAAAUCAGACAUUGUAAAAAUCGAAAAAUGCACUCUUGGUCGUUUGGUAAACACAAGCGUAAAUAUAUUACUGAUAAUGACAUUCACAUGAAAGU
Molecule: messenger RNA, 3549 nt
Organism: Anastrepha ludens (Mexican fruit fly)
Lineage: Eukaryota; Metazoa; Arthropoda; Insecta; Diptera; Tephritidae
Product: signal transducer and activator of transcription C-like
Exons: 2
Coding region: 1354-1971 (205 amino acids)
Source: RefSeq, a predicted model, not a curated record